Penicillium cataractarum is the source of this 1272-nucleotide messenger RNA. RefSeq names its product chalcone isomerase domain-containing protein. Bases 1 to 1272 code for a protein of 423 amino acids. Gene Ontology annotation, molecular function: intramolecular lyase activity. The transcript has a single exon. NCBI's taxonomy places the organism in Eukaryota, Fungi, Ascomycota, Eurotiomycetes, Eurotiales, Aspergillaceae. The record is from RefSeq and is a predicted model, not a curated record.
AUGUCUACUCAUCUUCGAGCGAACCCCUGGCGCGUCUACCAGUGCCUUGCCCGGCAACGCCUCGGACAAUGCAAUAGCACCGCCAGAUCCUUCUCCACGACGCACUCCCUCCGCAAUGCCAGCACCAACCCACUCCGUUCAGCGGGACGCGCAAAGAGCGAGCAGGACUUUGCAAAGUCCAAGCGCUCAAUUGCUCUCUCCGCCGCUGGAAUGGUCGCCUGUGGCGCUGCCAUGUACGGCGUCAUCAAGCUGGAUGUAUUCGGAAUGAAUGCGCUAGAGACCAGCAAGGACAAGGGAACCGAGAACAAGUUCGAGGUUUCGCAAACAUCAAACGGAUCGAUGAAGAUGGAUGGACCCCCCGGAUUCCCCAGUACGGGCGGACCCUCGGUAAUCACACUACACGGCCAAGAUAACGUGGAGCAAGUCGCGACGGGAACCAGCACGAUUCCCUACUUCCCGACGACAAUCCGAUUGCCCGCUGCUUCUGAAAUCGACAAUAAGCAAUCAGGCGAUGAACUGUCUACCUCCGGCGGCGACGAGUACCAGCUUCUGGGUCUGGGCAUCCGAACCGUCUCCUUCCUCUCGAUCCAAGUCUACGUCGUGGGUCUAUACGUCGCCAAGUCCGACAUCACGGAGCUCCAACGCCGCCUCAUCCACACCGCAGUGCACCCACCCACCGACGACACAACCGCCAUCUCAGGCGUUGGCGUCGACGCCGCAACAUCCCUCGUCCCGCCUGAGCGUCAACAACUCAAGGAGCUCCUGCUCGACGCGGACCGCGGCGACGCAGCCUGGACAGCGCUGAUCAAGGAGGACGGUAUCCGAACUGCCUUCCGUAUCGUGCCCACCCGCAACACGGAUUUCAUGCACCUGCGCGACGGCUGGGUGCGUGGUAUCACGGCGCGGGCGCAGCAGAAGAAGGCUCUGCCCGGCACGGCGGCGGGCGAGUUCCAGGAUGCCGAGUUUGGAACGGCGAUGAAUGAUUUCAAGGCUGUUUUCGGUGGUGGGCAGCGGAAGAAUGUGCCCAAGGGUCAGACUUUGGUGUUGCUGCGUGGUGCGCAGGGCGCGAUGGAUGCGCUGUUCCAGCCGGAGCCUACUAAGCCCAUGCGCUGGAUGGGACGGGUGGCUGAUGAACGGGUUAGUCGGCUUGUGUGGUUGAAUUAUCUGGCUGGCAAGACUGUUUCGAGUGAAGGGGCGAGACAGAGUAUUGUGGAUGGAUUGAUGGCGGUUGUGGAGAGGCCGGUGGGUACUGUUGUGCAGCGGGUUGUAUGA